Molecule: messenger RNA, 2196 nt
Organism: Dipodomys ordii (Ord's kangaroo rat)
Lineage: Eukaryota; Metazoa; Chordata; Mammalia; Rodentia; Heteromyidae
Gene: Mipol1
Product: mirror-image polydactyly 1
Exons: 12
Coding region: 196-1506 (436 amino acids)
Source: RefSeq, a predicted model, not a curated record
AAUCCAAAAGUAAAUGAGGAACUUAGAAAAAGAUUGCCAACUCCAGAUCAACAUAUUUAGAGAAAAUUGGAAAAGGAGAAGCUUACUACAGCUCUAUUUGAGGACUUUUUAAAGAACUCAGGGGUCUAGCUGUGAGCUACAGUCUUGGAGCAUAAACCAGAGAUAUUGCCAGAGCAAACAAGAAUAGAAGUACAAAUGGAUGUCUGGUCAAAAGGUACAGAUAGAGCCUACAUUUCUCUUGAAGAGGCUUCAGGGAGAAAUAAAAGUAGACAGCUAGACAAGCAACUGACUAUGAAUUCUGAAAACAAGCAUCAGAAUCUGGAGGAUUUAGGAAGUGAAGUCACACGUGAUGACACAGAAUUGCCAGAACAGAUAGCAAGGAAUUUUCAAGUUGUUAGUCCUCAUCCAGAUUAUGGGAUAUCUGAAGAUUCCAGCAUUAUGGAAAGUAGGAAGAAUGAUUUGAAUUAUGAAUAUAUGAUUCCUAACCAACUUACUUCAGACUCUGAAGAAACAAUUGCCUUUCUUCUAAAAGAAUUAGAUAUUCUCAGAUCAAGCAAUAAAAAGCUUCAAGAAAAUCUGAUUAAAGAAAAUAAAGAACAUAGAAAAUUAAAGCUUGUGUUGGAACUUCAGGAGAAAGCAACAGAAGCUAAAAUUGCUGAAAAGACAGCAGCUCUGGUUGAAGAAGUGUAUUUUGCACAGAGAGAACGUGAUGAAGCUAUUAUGGCUAGACUGCAACUGGCGAUUAAGGAGAGAGAUGAAGCAAUUGCACGAGCCAAGCAUAUGGAAGUUUCUCUAAAAGUGCUAGAAAAUAUUAACCCUGAAGAAAAUGACAUGACAUUACAGGAAUUACUGAACAGAAUAAACAACGCAGACACAGGGAUCGCUAUUCAGAAGAAUGGAGCUAUAAUUGUGGAUAGAAUCUACAAGACCAAGGAAUGUAAAAAGAGAAUAACUGCAGAAGAAAUGAAUGCAGUGAUAGAAGAACGAGAUGCUGCUUUGUCUCAGUGCAAACGGCUAGAGCAGGAGCUUCAUCAUCUGAAAGAGCAGAACCAGACUUCAGCAAACAACAUGAGACAUCUGACUGCUGAAAACAAUCAAGAACGUGCUCUGAAGGCAAAGUUGUCAUCAAUGCAGCAAGCCAAAGAAACUGCAGUUGAGCAAUACAAAAAACUAGAAGAGGAAAUCCAGACACUACGAGUUUACUACAGUUUACAUAAAUCAUUGUCUCAAGAAGAAAACUUGAAGGAUCAGUUUAACCACACUCUUAGUACCUAUGAAGAAGCUUUAAAAAACCAAGAAAACAUCGUUCUCAUCACUCAACAACAGAAUGAAGAACUAGCUACCCAACUGCAGCAAGCUCGAGCAGAGCACGCAAACAUGGAAUUACAGCUUCAGUGUGCCGUAGAAGCCUCCCAUGUGGCCAGUGAAAAAGUGCAGAAGUUAGAAAGGCUGGUGGACGUCCUAAGGAAGAAAGUUGGAACUGGGACCAUGAGGACAGUGAUCUGACUGAAAGAAACGACAGUCUGGGGAAGCGAUCACAUCUGGUGACCAGGCUGCUUCAUUCAACACUGUGUAAACACUAAAAGCCUUAACUUAGCAAACAGUUGUUAGAAGUGGGACACUCCAACCACAUUCCAAGCUGAGAUAAAAUCAAAUCACAAAUGUUUAACCACUUUGCUGCUGACUUGAGUUAUUUAUCCAAAUAUAUUAACUACAGACUUUUACCGAUGGGUAGCUAUAAAGUUACAGCUUAUUUUGUAACUAUUUUAUAUUUCAGUGUCUUUCAUAUAAAUCAUUUUUACUGGGAUACCACUAGAGAAACAUGGUAAAGUUGGUCGGGAUCAUAUAUUCACACAUGGCCCUUUUUGAAUCAAAGUGCAGCAAAGUAAAUAUUAUCUAAGCCUUAAUCUACUGUUAGGUCAAAACUUCAAAUAAAUGUAUUUUUCAAUAUAGAGUAUAUUUCUGAACUGAUGAGAGAAGCUCAGACAUGAGAAUAUGUAGUCUUUCUUUAAUGCAUGUAUGAAAUCUUUGUCAGUACUAAGUAUAGAUACUAAGAAUUAAGUAGAAGAUUUGAUUUAAUGAGAGAUUAGCACAUAAAAAUGAUAUUUACCAAAAAAUGAUAUUUACCAGGGUAUGAUUUUUAUUGCACCAGAAACAACAGACUAUUUUCAAUAAAAAGAAGAUUGUUAGUGUGUA